CUCUGACGAUUGAAGCUUCCGCUGUUGCUGUGAGGGGUCUGAAAGGAAGCUACCUAUAAUCCAGCUUGUUGUUGGCGGAGCAGCCGGUCCACCAACCUCCAAAAAGGCCGCGGGCUACCCCUGGGUAGAAGCAACGGUUCAGGCAGGAGAUGCACAUCACCCCAGAAGCCAUCCGCUGUGUAUGUGUCUCGCUGUGUGGCUUUGAUAUUGACCACCAUUCAGGUACCCGUAGAUCAUUAGAUUUGAGUCAACAAGUGACGCCCUAGAUCAAUCCAAUGUGUCAGAGACCAGCCGCAGACACCUGGUCAGUGCUCAGUAGGCGGCUGGCGAUUUGCGACUUGGCGGCUAAGGUAGUAGCCCCUCGGCGGCUGGAUUGGGUGCACGAUUGCUGCCAAACCGAAACAUCACAUUUGGUCGCCCGGUUUGGGAAAUCCCCUCUUCAGCAUAGCACAAGUCCUGCGAUCUUCUACCGCAAGCCAAUUCUGGGCUCUUGGGCCCAAACAGCCACAUCUCGCGCUGAAGACGCGACACUGACACCGGUCCUGCAUUCCGGUCGCAAGACGGAGCCACGGUGGGCGGACAUCGCAUCGCUCUGGCGCAUCUCGAACUACGAACCACCCCGCUCCCCCCCCCAAACAAGUACUCCAAUCAUCCCCCGCCGCUGCUUGAUUCGAGUCGACCCUCCGAUCAACCAAGCUCGGACCCGAUACCGAACCUCCUGUGUGCUGCGCGCUGAAUUUUGAGAGUGUCCGAGACCAUGAACCAACAGCAGCAAUACCAGCAACCGUCGCGGCGGACAGACGCCUACUCGUCGCAACACGACGAACUCCACCUGCCCUCGUCAUCCAGCAUGGCCCACCAAGGCCAACAUCCCCUUCAACAGCAGCAGCAGCAGCUUCCCACCCGCCAAUAUUCCUCUGGGCCCGGCGUUCCUCCCCAUAUCAAGCUCGAGCAGUCCCCAAAUCCUCAGCAGCAUCACCACCAAAGCGCCGGUGUAGUGCCCAACGUGUUACAGCCGGGCGGGCUGCAAACCAGACCUCCUGUCAUCUCGUCAAAUACCGCUCCGGUCCUGCCUACCAUGCAGCAACAGCAGCCACCAGACUAUCAGCCUCAUCAAACACCAACAAAAUCCAACUCGAUGAACCUGUCGCAUAAUUACCCGCGAUCCAGCCCCGCCGCUCCCUACGAGGGCGGGUCCGGCUACUCUGCCUAUGCUCCCAACACUCCUGGCGGUGCCGGGAGCUCUUCGCAGUACAUGUCGCCAACCGAUUCAAAAUACAGCCAGUCCUCGGGCUCCCAGCGCAUCCCCUCCAAUGCGCCCCUUGGUCUCGCUGACAUACGGCCCCGCGCUGACUCGAGUCUUUCCGAUGGCAUCCCCGGGACCACCUCCUACGAGCAUGCAAACACUCAGUCACGUACCAGCAACUACAUGGCCCCAUGGGCUCUCUAUGCGUUCGACUGGUGCAAAUGGGCUCCCCAGGGAAACAGUGCUGGGAAAGUAGCUAUUGGGAGUUAUUUGGAAGAUGGGCACAACUACAUUCAAAUUCUCGACGCUCAAGUGUCUCCCACACCGUCUGACGUCUACUCGCCCGCCGGGUCGAGGUAUACAAUGGACUUUACUAGAAUCGCCGAAGCGACUCACUCCUAUCCCGUCACACGUCUCCUGUGGGAGCCUCCAUCGUCACAAAAACAGUCAACCGAUCUUUUGGCCACAUCCGGCGACCACCUCCGCCUUUGGUCUCUUCCUUCCGAUCCUCAAGUUCAGACUCCUGGCUCCUCGAUAACGUCAAGAAACGGCCGUGACAUGCCGAUUACGAAACUCACCCCAUUGGCUUUGCUCUCCAAUUCCAAGACACCCGACCACACAGCACCCCUGACCUCGCUCGACUGGAACACCGUGACCCCCAGCUUAAUUAUCACGUCCAGCAUCGACACUACCUGCACCAUCUGGGAUAUUCCAUCCCUCACGGCCAAAACUCAGUUAAUCGCCCACGACAAGGAAGUCUACGACGUCCGUUUUUGCGCCAACAGUGUGGACGUCUUCGUGAGCUGUGGUCAGGACGGCAGCGUGAGAAUGUUUGAUCUGAGGAGUCUGGAGCACAGCACCAUUAUUUACGAGCCAACCGGAAAAGAAGAAAGAGACGCCAACGGAGGUCGCAUCUCCCCCACACUUGCCCAGCAAACAAUGUCCCACCCUCCUCCCCUCCUCCGACUGGCCACCUCCCCCCACGACCAGCACCUCCUCGCCACCUUUGCCCAAGACAGCAACGUAAUACGCAUCCUCGACGUGCGCCAGCCAGGCCAGGCCCUCCUCGAGCUCCGCGGCCACGGCGGCGCGCUCAACUGCGUCGAGUGGUCCCCUCUGAGGAGAGGAACCUUGGCCUCGGGAGGUGACGACUGCCAGGUGUUGAUCUGGGACCUGCUGAACAACAACAACACGUCCAACGCGGCCACAAUCUCCACCAACGGGGCUGCCCCGCCAACGGGCGCUCAGGCUGCUGCAAGCACUGAUAAUGUCAGGAGUCCGGUUGCUGCUUGGCAGUGCGAGUACGAGGUGGGCAAUCUGGGGUGGGUGCCGCACUUGGCUGGGGGGGAGUAUGGGGAUUGGUUGGGUGUCAGCGCCGGGAGGGGGGUUUGGGGUGUGAAGUUGGGAUGAAAGGGGAACGAUAGCGACAAGAAGAGAAGAGGUUGAAGGAUCAUGAUACCGUAUGAACAACGUGAAUGAAAUUGGAUGUUGGAAGGAGGGGAGGGAAUGAAGGAAUGUUUGAUAACUAGUUGGGGAGGUUUCUGACGUUGGGAGGCUAAAAUGAGAGGAGGUUUGUUUGUGAUGCACGAAGAGAGGAGACAAAGGCAGAGAGGUACAGGAGAAGAGGCAUCAAAAGGGACAAGAAAGCAAGCAUUACAUA
Molecule: messenger RNA, 2906 nt
Organism: Podospora pseudocomata
Lineage: Eukaryota; Fungi; Ascomycota; Sordariomycetes; Sordariales; Podosporaceae
Exons: 3
Coding region: 758-2656 (632 amino acids)
Cellular component (GO): nucleus
Molecular function (GO): protein binding
Source: RefSeq, a predicted model, not a curated record